Molecule: messenger RNA, 8347 nt
Organism: Callithrix jacchus (white-tufted-ear marmoset)
Lineage: Eukaryota; Metazoa; Chordata; Mammalia; Primates; Cebidae
Gene: LMBRD2
Product: LMBR1 domain containing 2
Biological process (GO): adrenergic receptor signaling pathway
Cellular component (GO): membrane
Source: RefSeq, a predicted model, not a curated record
CCUUUCCCGGGAGCCUGCAGGCCUUCUGGUGAUCGCCAGCGCUGUCGUCUCUGAGUGUGGAUCCCAGAACCUGGACAGCUGUGGCGGCCGCCGUUUCAUGGUCCCAUCCAGACGUUGUCUGGCGAGAUCGGACGAUGGAGUUUUGCUCUCGUUGCCCAGGCUUGAGUGCAAUGGUGUGAUCUCGGCUCACUGCAGCCUCCACCUCCCAGGAUCAAAUAUGGUCCAGACCUGUACAUGAAUAACUUUGAUUAGUCAGAGUGAAAUAUUUAAUAAUGAGUGGUGCAGCUUUGGGACUUGAAAUUGUUUUUGUCUUUUUUCUGGCAUUAUUUCUACUUCAUCGAUAUGGAGACUUUAAGAAACAGCAUAGACUUGUAAUUAUUGGAACACUGCUUGCUUGGUAUCUCUGCUUUCUUAUUGUCUUCAUACUGCCUCUGGAUGUUAGUACGACAAUAUACAACCGGUGCAAGCAUGCUGCUGCAAAUUCAAGCCCUCCUGAGAAUAGCAACAUUACAGGAUUGUUCGCAACUGCUAACCCUGUUCCAAGCCAGCAUCCAUGUUUCAAGCCAUGGAGUUACAUUCCUGAUGGAAUCAUGCCAAUUUUCUGGAGGGUAGUGUAUUGGACAUCACAGUUUUUAACUUGGAUUCUCUUACCUUUUAUGCAGUCGUAUGCAAGAUCAGGAGGGUUUUCCAUCACUGGAAAGAUCAAAACUGCACUAAUUGAGAAUGCAAUCUACUAUGGCACCUAUUUGCUGAUUUUUGGAGCAUUUUUAAUUUAUGUAGCUGUAAACCCACAUUUACAUUUAGAAUGGAACCAGCUUCAGACAAUUGGGAUAGCUGCUGCAAAUACAUGGGGUCUGUUUCUUCUUGUGCUGCUGUUGGGGUAUGGCUUGGUGGAAAUUCCUCGGUCGUACUGGAAUGGAGCAAAAAGGGGUUAUCUACUUAUGAAAACAUAUUUUAAGGCAGCCAAACUGAUGACAGAGAAAGCAGAUGCAGAAGAGAAUUUAGAAGAUGCCAUGGAGGAGGUUCGUAAAGUGAAUGAAAGCAUCAAGUAUAACCACCCAUUGAGAAAAUGUGUUGAUACAAUACUUAAAAAGUGCCCUACAGAGUAUCAGGAAAAAAUGGGUAGGAACAUGGAUGAUUAUGAAGAUUUUGAUGAAAAGCAUAAUAUCUACCCAAGUGAAAAAAGUCUGGUAAAACUGCAUAAACAGGUGAUUUAUUCAGUUCAGAGACACCGUCGAACUCAAGUACAAUGGCAAAUUCUUUUGGAACAAGCAUUUUAUCUAGAAGAUGUAGCAAAAAAUGAAACUAGUGCUACUCGUCAGUUUGUUCACACCUUUCAAUCGCCAGAGCCAGAAAAUCGAUUUGUCCAAUAUUUUUAUAAUCCUACAUUUGAGUGGUACUGGGAAUGUCUUUUGCGACCAUGGUUUUACAAGAUACUUGCUGUGGUUCUGUCCAUCUUCUCUGUGAUUGUUGUGUGGUCAGAGUGCACAUUCUUUAGCACUACUCCUGUCUUAUCCCUCUUUGCAGUCUUCAUACAGCUGGCAGAAAAAACAUAUAAUUAUAUUUAUAUUGAGAUUGCUUGCUUCCUUUCCAUCUUCUUCUUAAGUAUCUGUGUUUAUUCUACUGUGUUCAGGAUUCGUGUAUUUAACUAUUAUUACUUGGCUUCACAUCACCAGACUGAUGCUUAUAGCCUUCUUUUCAGUGGCAUGCUAUUUUGCCGUUUGACACCUCCUUUAUGUCUUAAUUUCUUGGGUUUGACCCAUAUGGAUUCAUCCAUCUCUCACAAGAAUACUCAGCCAACUGCUUAUACAUCUAUUAUGGGUUCCAUGAAAGUUUUAUCCUUUAUUGCAGAUGGAUUCUAUAUAUAUUAUCCUAUGUUGGUGGUAAUUCUCUGCAUUGCUACUUAUUUUAGUUUGGGAACCCGUUGUUUGAAUCUGCUUGGUUUCCAGCAGUUUAUGGGAGAUGAUGAUAUGACAUCAGACUUAGUUAAUGAAGGAAAAGAAUUAAUCAGAAAAGAGAAGAGAAAAAGACAAAGGCAAGAAGAAGGUGAAAAUCGAAGAAGAGAAUGGAAAGAACGUUAUGGACACAAUAGAGAAGAUUCCACUAGGAACAGAAAUAUUCAUACUGACCCAAAAGAGUCAAACUUCUCAGAUGUUAAUACCAACCGGUCUGCAUUCAAAUAUACCAGGGCUAAUAACAGGACUGAAAGGGACCGGAUAGAACUUCUCCAAGAUGCAGAACCUUUGGACUUUAAUGCAGAAACAUUCACUGAUGAUCCUCUUGAAUCUGAAUCAGGAAGGUAUCAGCCUGGUGGACGAUAUCUCUCAAUGUCUCGCAGUGACAUAUUUAAUGAUGUUUGAAGUCUGAAAAAGUUUGUGGGGCCAUUAACCAAGGUCAACACAUCAGAUCGGUCUUGAUGAACAUCUGUGUACCCUAGAAUUUCCUCUAUACGCUCAGUAAAAAGUGUCAAGAUAACAAAAAAAGCACUGAGAACUAAUUAUAUCUUAGGAAUAAUAUUUUAAGGUUCACUGAAUACAGUAUCAUCUUUUCCAACAAGAUUUAUUACAUAUCAUUUCCUAAGUAUCUGCCUUAGAAGUACAGUUACAGUGGAAGAAUUGUUUAAAAGAUCAACAUAUGUUAAGAACAUGCAGUUCAGUUUGUUUCAGAUUAAUUUUUUUUUCAGGAGAGUUAUUUUAAAGAUUCAAGAAAGCCAUAAGUCAUACUAAAUAAUAUUAUACAGUUUUAUUGUUACCUUUUUGUUAUUUCUAAAAACUAUAUUCAACUUGUAUUUCCCAAAGAAAUGUGAGUGGAGACCUUAAAUAAUAACUGUUUUUGUAAAACUCGUGUCUUAAAAACAAGGCUUACUUACUAGACAUAACUGAAUGUUAAAAGUACUUUUUCAAAUCUGUUUGCAAAUUAGUGGGGGAUUUUUGCAUGUAUAAGAUUAAGAUUAUACUUCGACUGAUAAGUGUUUGCGUAUUUAGCAUGUAUACUGUAAUCAGGUGAUAUAGGAUUCCUUCAGUCUUUGUAGUAACUCGAUUUUUUUAUGCUUCUGGUAUUGCUUUAUAAAAAGUUUUCAAAUCAGAAAGCUAUGUUCACAUUUAUCAUUUAAUAUAUUGAUUUAAAUCUUGCCAUUCAAGGAUAAAUUCUAGGCAUUAAUGGAAAAUAGUUUUUCUUUUUUAGUAAAAAGUCCAACAAAAUUCUUUAAUAUUUAAAUGUACCUGUUUAUACUUUUUGAGAAAAAAUUUGGCUAUUCAAAGGUAAAAAGUGAAUCCAUUUACUGUUAUUACUGAUACUUAAUUUGUGGUUUAUAUAAAACCAAACUAUAUUAGAAUGGAAAUGUGUAAUAACUUGUUGGUUAUACAUUCUUAUUAGAUUAUUUUUUAACCUUUGUGUUUAAGCUAAAUUUAUAUAUUAUAUUUUAAAGCACUAGUGUUUUAUUGCAAAGUGAACAUGUUUGAUUACAGCAUGCUUGCAGAGAGUUUUUUAUGUUCCUAGAAUAUUUGCAACUCUUACUGAAUCCAUGCUACAUUAGGUGACCAUACUUCAGCUUGCUUAAUACAGUCUCAGUGUAACACCUAGUAUUCUGUUUAUUACUAGUGCUCAGUUUCACCCUCAAGUAUCCCAGUUUGAAAAUGAAUUAUAUGGCUCCCCUAACUUGAGGUUAAUCUUUCUCCAAGACAUAAAUUUAAACUUUUUACUUUUCUAUUUAAUAAAUAUUAUGUGCGUUUUUAAAAAAGCAUAGCUCUAUACAGAUAUUGAAAGGAAUAGAGCAUAAUUCUCAUCUGAAAAUUUUGAUCUUUGAGUUUUUAUGAUCUUUGAGAUUACAUCCUUUUAAAAAUAAUUAUCAGUGGAUAGACUUACUCUGAAUUGAAGGCCAUAUAGACAACACAUGAGGACACAUACAUACAGUCUUUUAAUGUGAAGUGUGGUCAGAGAGCAAUAUGCCAGGAGCAGAGAUAAUUUGAUGCUGAGUUUGUAAUUUCAUGAUUGACUCAUUGAAUAUCUUGGGCAAAUCAUGUAGCUUUUCGGUGCUUCAAGAGCUUCAUUCUGCACCUUCAUUUGCAGAAUGAAGAUACUUGCUAUUUACCUGCUGAUCUACCUUACAGAGCUAUCAAAAGGAAGUCGAGUUGGUGUUUAUGUACUGCAGUUUAGAAUUGUGCUGUUUUUCCUAGUGAUACUUGAAAAUAUUAGAUGGGGGAAAUGAUCAUCCCAGAAAGGGGUCUAGUUUCUUGUUAUUACAGAAAAGUUUACAAGUCCCUAAAGCCAAAAUGCUUUUCGGACUAAUUCAUCAAAAGUCCUGUGAAAGUAGUUUUGUUUUAUUUAGUCUUUGGGUUUACUUUGGAAUCAAUUCUUAAGUAUAAUGUGAUUUCUCAUCAGGUUUUGUCAUGAAAUUCAGAUGCUGUUAUUGAAAUAGAAGCAGAAAAGGAAAAGAAAUUAACCAAUUCCUUUUAUAACUUUUAUAAUGCCCUAAGAUAAUUGAUAGGAAUGUAUAAAGUAAUGUUACCACUUUCCUUAAGUAUUAAAUUUUUUAUGUUUAUAAUAAUUGAAGUAUAUACAUGCAUAUACUUCACAAACAGUAUAGAUUCCUCUAUGACUUUAACGUUAUAUUUAAAAUAACGUUUUGUUGUUUUAGUGAUUCAGAUUAUUCAGCUUUUUAAGCAGAAUUUGUCUUACAGAAUAUUACAUAUUACCAUGUAAAAGUGUUAUUUUAUUGGAUAAAUUUGAAUUCAGAAGGCAAUGACUUGACCCCUGAAGACUGAGUUUAUUGCUGGGGAACCAAGUUAAUAUUUGUUAAGCCACCUUGUGUAAAAAAAAAACUGUAGUGGGUACAAAUUUUCUGUUUUGAGAAGCUUAUUAAAAUAUAAUGACAUCUACUGUAAAAUAGUACUACUAAAUUCAUGUACUUUACAUGCAAAGUAAAUUUCUUUCUUUCUUUUUUUUUUUUUUUUUUGAGAUGGAGUCUCCCUCUGUCACCAGGCUAGAGUGCAGUAGUGUGAUCUCAGCUCAAUCUCUGCCUCUCGGUUUCAAGUAAUUCUCCUGCCUCAGCCUCCCAAGUAGUUGGGACUACUGGCAUACACCACCACACCCAGCUAAUUUUUGUAUUUUUAGUAGAGAUGGGGUUUCACCAUGUUGUCUAGGAUGGUCUCAAUCUCUUGACCUCAGGCAAUCCGCCCACCUUGGCUUCCCAAAGUACUGGGAUUACAGGUGUGAGCCACCAUGCCCAGCUGGAAAGUACAUUUCUUAAAGAAUUAUUUUCAGUAAUUUUUGAUGACUUUAUUACUCGAUAAUAAAUAUCUGUUUAAAAAUUUUCAAAUUAUUUUGUAAAUAGUUGUUAGGUAAGAAUUUCAGUAAGCCAAUAAUUCAGAAUAACUAUUGCAGAAAAUAAGAAUAAUCUAUGAUUUCAUGAAUCAUCUCUAAAUUACUAAUUAGCUUCAUUUACAACAUAAAUAACUUGUUAUCAAUAGAGCAUUUUUGCAAAAAAACAAAAGAAAGUAUAAGUUUAAAUUAUUAAAAUUUGCUCUCUUACCAAAUGAAUACAAAGGCUUUUGAAUAAUCUCAUUGCAUCAGAGGCCCUCAUUUUACAAAAAUGGUAAGAACAAAAUCAAAACAUUCAAGAGUUUUCCCUUUAUAAAGAAUAGAUCAGAAAAUUUGACAAUCCAGACAUUCAAAAAAAGAUUCUGCCAGUUGUUUUUUUUUUUUUUUUUUGAUUACUAUUUGAUUAGAUGAUCAGUUCUGAAAUUUAAGCUGGAUGUAUGCCCAAAGUAAAUUAGCAUAGGAAAAUCAAUGUGUGUUUUUUUUGUUUUGUUUUGUUUUUUAUUGAGACGGAGUUUCGCUCUUGUUACCCAGGCUGGAGUGCAAUGGCGCGAUCUCGGCUCACCGCAACCUCCGCCUCCUGGGUUCAAGCAAUUCUCCUGCCUCAGCCUCCUGAGUAGCUGGGAUUAUAGGCGCGCACCACCAUGCCCAGCUGAUUUUUUGUAUUUUUAGUAGAGAAGGGGUUUCACCAUGUUGACCAGGAUAGUCUCGAUCUCUUGACCUCGUGAUCCACCUGCCUCGGCCUCCCAAAGUGCUGGGAUUACAGGUGUGAGUCACCGCGCCCAGCCCGUGUGUGUGUUUUUAAAAGUAUAUUUUAGCAUAUUAAUGGAGAAGUUUAGUUUAUGUUCAGUAACCUCAUUUUUAUAGCAUUAAUAGGCUUAGGGAACGUUCUUGAUGAUGUACUGAUUACUAUAUUAGAGAAAAAAUAAACUCUCCAUAUUGCAAUUCACACUGUUUAGUAGGGUGAGUUUUGUGCUUAUGAUUUGAGUGGGUUAUGCCUAAAAAUUGUAAAUGUAUUUGCACUAAGUGACAAAAUAUGUCCCUGAAAAAUCUUAGCAUACUUGAAUCUCCAAAUGUAAUAGAUCUGUGUUAAAUUCUGAAUGUUAAGAAGUAAAUGGAUUUAGGGUUUUGUCAUCUUUUCUUAUGUCCUCUCUCAUUCCUUUAUACCUUUUUCCUUUCUGAGGCCUAUGUUUAUAGAUGACUUGUGCUGAAAGAUUUUCCUUCUGUUUUGUGUAGGUAGUUGUUUUUGAUGAGUGGUGUACUAAGAAAAAUUUCUUUUAGGUCACUAAAAGAAAUGUCCUUCUUAGUGACCUAAAAGAAAUUAUUUUCAGUGUAGUAUUUUUACAGAAAAUAGAUUUCAAAACAUUUUAAGAUUUAUUUAGAUUCUUGAGACAUGUUUUUAUGAAGAGGAAUUAAUAAAUGAUAUACAUCAUCAAAACUUUUAUUAGGAAAGUUGAAACAAUAUAAGAAGGUUACAGAAGGCCUUCUAAAAUAUGAAUUCCCCUCUAUAUGAGGUACUUCUUUCCAACUCAGUGACUUUUUACCCAGAGACUCGGAAGACCAGGCAAUGUUUUCCCCUUUCCCAAUUCCUAGAGGCCAGGGCCUAGGAGCUAUUUCCCCCAGCAGGGCAGGCUGUAGUCCUGCUCUCUCUUCCUUCCCACUGCAGCAGGAACAUGUCUUCACCUCUGAUUCCUUCCAUACCCAGAUUGAUUUAACUAAAAUUUUAUUUCUGUUUUCAAAAGAUUUGUCCAUUGAGGUCAAUUGAGGACUCAUUGUAAUUUUUAAAAUCUGUUAAUAAAACAAGAAUAUUGGCAUGUUCCUCUUCUCAUCAAUAUCCUAAAAGACAUUUGUUUUUUACAUACUCCUUGGGAAAAAUUAAAAUUCUUGGUCUCAAAUCAUUUUGUGAAAGAAUUUUACUGUACUUAGUUCAAAAGAAUAGAAAGAAUGGUUUACUAUGGCAGACAUAUGUAGGGUAAAAUCAUAAUUUAUUUAAACUGACUGUAUAACACCAUUUAGAGUUGAUACUGACAUAAAUGUUAUUAGCCUACUCAUUUGGAACUGUAUUUCUCAACAAUGCUGGCAAGCAUCUUCCCUAUUUAGGAUACCAAGUUGUAGGGGAGAGACUGUAUUUAUUUUUUAAAAGCAAUCCAAUGGAUUUGUUUUUGUUCAUAUUUUAAAAACAACUUGAAGGAUUUUUCUUAUUUUAGAAGGUAGAAAAUAUGUGGUUCUGUGUUUUAAAUUACUAUAAUCUAAUAUGUAUUUAUAAAUUAUAACAUGGAAUAAUACAAGAGUUCUAAUACUGAUGUUCUCACUUUCUGAUAUUUAAUUUUUAUAAAUUUUUUUUAUAAGUAACUAAUUGUAGCAUUGCUUUUAAAUAGUUUUAAAAUCUUCUUCAAAUAAGUUCUGCCCAGACCUAUUUCCUUAGGAUUAUAUUCUAAAGUUCAGUAGUCCAGAAUGAGCUUAAAAUACUCCUAUUUCCCUUGAUUUUUAUGUAUACCAAUAUUCAAGCAAAUUAUUAAUAUAUCAAAAACCUAAUUUCUGCGUUGCAUUAAUAAAAUACUUGUUGUUUUGCCUUUAUCUAAUUCAGUUGAUUAGGUGAAAUGAAAAAGUAAUCUUUUCAAAUGUGCAUAUGAUCAUAAUUUUUCAAAAUGUUACUGUAGUCAUUCUUGGUGCAUGAUGCCAAAUUUACCUUUAGUCAGCCAUUGCUACCUGAUAUGUAAUGACAAAUGUUUUAUUAUCUGAUCAUUGAGUUGUAGAUUUAACUAUUUUUUUCUCUGUUGAUUCUCACUGCGUUUUCAAAUAUGUAUUUGGAAAAAGCUGCAAAGUGCUACCUAUAAGCAAAUUAGUAACUUUAGCCUUAUUUAUGCAUAGUGUUCUCUCAGUUUGGUUUUGAUAAAUUCAUUGACUUGCAGUUUCUUUUUAGUAUUUUAAUUUAUUGUGAUGUAAUGAAUUUUUGAAAUGUUCGAUUAGCUGUUAAAAUAUAUGAAAGUAUGUAGCUUUGCAUGAAAUAAACUACAUUUCUGCAAGUUAA